Messenger RNA from Pseudonaja textilis, 567 nucleotides. Its product is annotated as protein SPMIP1. NCBI's taxonomy places the organism in Eukaryota, Metazoa, Chordata, Lepidosauria, Squamata, Elapidae. The record is from RefSeq and is a predicted model, not a curated record.
AUGAAGGGCCUGCUAACUAGCCAGGAACAGGAUAGCUGGAGGGAAUUGAUUAACAAGGAGGUUUUCUGCAGAAUCAGCUGGAAGGCAAAAUAUGGACGAAAAUACCCCCAGCGCCCGCCCGAUCAUGGCAUCUCCAGGCAAAAGUGUUUGCUGCCUGACAUCUACUUUCCCAAGGAGGACUCAAGCUCUGGAAAUCGAGAAGGAGCUCCCCAAAAGGAGGACCGGCAGGAGCCAGCAGAAGAGAAGGUCGGGCUGAGUCUUCAGGAGCCUCUUCCAGAGAUGAGGGUCCCAACUCCAGAGACCACACAGCUGCUAUAUAAGGGCUUCUCCCAUGAAGGCAAAGGAAGGCAGCAGUACCUCAAAGAGAGAAUGAUGAAGUCUCCUGAAGAAAAAUUUUGGUACCCGGUGCUGUCUUCAUGGGAAUAUGGUUGGCGCUUAGGAGACACCAUUAAGGACAUCAGGACACCAGUUCAUGGAAAAUCUUGCAUUGUAAAGGAUACUUUCUACUUCAAAAAUGGGAUCUUCUACACUCCAUCCAAAACUGACAAAUUAGCAUGAAUACUGGCU